Messenger RNA from Chelonia mydas (Green sea turtle), 4315 nucleotides. It is a transcript of the gene LRRIQ4, whose product is annotated as leucine rich repeats and IQ motif containing 4. Gene Ontology annotation, molecular function: protein binding. The transcript has 6 exons. Bases 2169 to 3932 code for a protein of 587 amino acids. NCBI's taxonomy places the organism in Eukaryota, Metazoa, Chordata, Testudines, Cheloniidae. The record is from RefSeq and is a predicted model, not a curated record.
CGAGCCCCGCGGGCACUGCAGGGAAGGCGCUGAGCGAGCCUGCCCCUGGUCGAGGGUCACCCUCGCACGCCCCCACGCAGGGCGGGCUGAUUCCGAGACCCAGCGGUUGCUGGCGCGGAGCCUUCCCUGUGCCAGCAAAGCCCCUCGCUUGCGAGACAUGCCAUGCAUUAGCUUGGGGUAUCCCCGGAGCGCCGUGAAACUGGGGACCCCUCCCAGGAGUGCUCUGCAACGGGGUGAAACUGGCCCGGUGAAUGCAUUGAACUGGGGUGCUCUGCAAUGCCGUGAGCCUGGGGAUCCCUCCCCAUGAAGAACAUAUGGGAGCAGAGUCCCCCUACACAGCCAUGAAAAUACCUCUCCAUACAGAGGAGUUCAUUCUGAAAAGCCACAAACUUGGGGUUCCCUCCACAGGAGGAUGUUUGAUUGGGGUCCUCCCUGCAAAGCCACAAACUGCCUACCUCCCUCCCCCCCUCACACAAGCCUUGGAAUUGGUUGAGUCUCAUCCUGUGAUGGCAUCAAUUUGUCAGAACCAUGAAAUUGGAGGGUUGAUAGGGGUGCCCCAACAGACUUCACUGGAAGUACUCCUUUUUCUGGUGCUCUGACCCACUUUGUGUGUCCCUUUAAUGGAUGCCUUACAUGUUGCUUAAUGGAGGAAUUGUUAGGAGGCAGUCCCAACCCCCUACCCCUUGGAUGAAAUAGCACCCUGCAUAAUUGCAGGUUAUUACUGGGCAAUCUCUCUUGAUGUGGCCAGGUUUGCUGGAUCAGUAACCUACCCCCAGGACUUCUCCCUCUCAAGGGAAAUUCUCCAACACUGUGGAGCUGAACCAUUCUGAAACCCUACAUCUAGGGCUAGCCAGGAGUCUGACCCCUUGAGAGCUUCCCCCAACCUCCCAUUCUUGCUCUCCCCCCGGGACACUCCCACUCUGCUCAGGUCUCUCCCCAGAUGAUGGCCAAAACCGCCUGACCCAACUUUGGGCUCCCACAGGCAGAAUCUACAAGAAUUGGUCCAGAACCACCAGUCAAUAAUUGUCUUCACACAACCAGCAGGUAGCAAGAUCCUGUAAGCACUGGACCAUGUUCUUCACCAACCUGUAUUCUUCACCACAUGUAUGCUACUGGUCUGUCUCCCCCACCUAGGAAGGACUAAUGACCAGCACACCCAACACUCUACAGGCCUCCAACUGAGCUUUAUAGGGAGCUCCUGCCCCUUCUGCACUGUGUCUGAUGAUUGACCAGGACAGGUUGGUCCCAGGCCUCCUGACAUCCUUAAAGGGGCAGACCAGCCUGUUCACACAGGGGUCUGUAUCGGUCCCUCUCAUUUAAUACAUUUUUCUGCUGUCUGUCACUGUCUUAAUAUUACCCUUGUAUACAGGACAUGUGCUGCUGCUUCUCACAGGGCAGAAGCAGGGUGUAUGACAGUGCACAAACUUUGGUUCUACAUCAAAAAUAGAAAACUAUUCCAACCUGCAUGUUUGGAACUAUUCCAACUAAUCCCAAACUGCAUGGUUAUGAUGGCUACUGCUUUGUCUCCAAAUCCGAGCUUCUUUCCCUGUCUCCCCAUCUCUUUUUCCAUUCAUAGGAACACAAGAAUCACCAUACUGGAUCAGAUAUGUGGUCCAUCCCGUCCAAUAUCCUGCUGAGGGAGUGGCCAGCACUGGAUUCUUCAGAAGAACAUGCAAGAAAUGCUGCAGUAGGCAGAUGAGGGAUAAUUUGCUCCCUAAAAAUUCUCCUCUUAGCCCCUAAUAGUCAGAGAUUGGUUUAAAUCCCAAGUCAUGAGAUUUUAUAUGCCUUCCAAAACUUUUUUUUUUUUUUUUAGCAUUUACUAUUAUAAUUCUGGAUAUUCUUGUUAUAAGUGUCCAAUCUCUUUUUGAAUCUUGCUAAUUUCUUGGCUUCAAGGGCAUCCUGUGACAAUGAGUUCUGCAGUCUAAUUUACGGCUUGUGUGAAAAAGUAUUUCCUUUUAUCAGCUUUGAAUUUGCUGCCUUUCAAUUUCAUUGGUUGUUCCCUUGUUCUUGUUUUAUGAGAUGGGGCAACAGACAUUCUGAAUCCAAUUUCUCUAUACCACUUGUUAUUUUGUAUAUUUUUCAUUCCUCUCUCCCUUUCUGCUGAUGCUUGCAAACAGCUCAUCUUUGGGAUUAUGACAUCCUUUCAGAGUUAAAAAUAAGUAGCACAGAUGGUUGAGUUUCAGCAGAGCCCUGAUGCCAUCACAGUGAAUGUUCAUUUCUCCAGAGCAGAUACCACAAUUCUUGAGAAUGACAGUUUGCAGAUUUCACAGGAAACACAAGAAACUAAAGAACUAGAGGAGGUUGCUCUACCUGUACACGCCACAGAUCGGAUAUUUUUUAUUGAUUUAGCCAAUAAGCAACAGACAACUAUCCCUUUACAAAUCUUUGAACUGGAAGAUCUGGAAGAAUUGCACUUGGAAAAAAACUUAAUUGAAAACAUCCCAGAUGAUAUCCAUCGUCUUAAGAAGGUGAAAGUUCUCUAUCUGAAUAAGAACUACAUACACAACAUAUGUGAAGAACUUGGGGAGCUGAAAUAUCUUCAGAGCUUAGAUUUAAGUAGCAAUCCACUCUCUUACAGUUCGCUACAUAUAAUCAGCAAACUGCAGGCUCUCCGUCAGCUCAGGCUCUAUGAUGUAAACUUGGAUGAGUUCCCAGUGGAGAUCUGUAAAUGCCUCCAUCAUGUUGAGCUGCUUGGACUCUCUGGCAAUAAUCUAAGGUAUCUGCCUAAAGAAGUAGUGAAUCUGAGACAACUUAAAGAGAUCUACCUGCAAAAAAACAGAUUUGAAAGCUUUCCCCUGGAGCUUUGUCACCUUCUUAACCUGGAAAUACUAGAUCUGGAACAAAAUCGAGUGAGUUUUGUCCCGGAAGAGAUUGUAUCUUUAACAAACUUAGUGAAAUUAUUUUUAGCUUUCAAUAACCUGUUAUCAGUCCCUGAUACAUUGCAUCACUGCCGGAGACUGACUGUGCUUGAUUUGUCUAAUAACCUCCUGCGUAGGCUCCCUCCUAGCUUCAAGCAGCUCACAGAAAUGAACGAGCUUGGUCUGUCUGGUAACAACUUGGAAAAGUUUCCACGUCAGAUUUGCCAUUGGAUGUCCCUUUGCCUCAUUUAUUUGAAAAACACUGGCUUGCAAAUGCUACCAUCUUCCUUUACCAGAUUAACCUGUAUCAAGAUAUUAGAUCUUAGUGAAAAUUUCUUUGAUGAAUUCCCUAAAGAGAUUUGUGCUAUGGAAAAUCUGGAAAUAUUGUCACUGGAUGACAAUCAAAUACGUGAGAUACCUCCAGAGGUGACGGGACUCUCUAACUUAAAAUGCCUUGGUCUGACUGGAAACAGAUUCAGUGUCUUUCCAGAGGAAGUUUUUCUCCUUCAGUCAUUAGAGAAAUUAUAUCUGGGACAAGAUAAAGGGAUCAAAUUCAUGACUCUUCCAAGAGACAUCAGCAAACUGCAGAAUCUGAAAGAGCUGUACCUAGAGAACAAUUGUCUGGAGUACCUGCCACCUUCCAUCGGCUUGCUGAGCAACCUAGAAAUAGUUGACUGUCACAACAACCUCCUUAAGGAACUCCCAGACUCCAUAUGUCAAGUACAAGGUUUGCAAAGGUUGCUUGUUCAGAACAAUCAGUUGUUCCAACUCCCAGAAAACUUGGACAAUCUUCAGAAGUUGCAGCUUGUCUUGCUGGAUGGGAACCCUAUGACAGACCCCCCAGUUGAGGUGUGCAGGCAGGGGAACUUGGCUAUCUGGGAGUAUUUACGGGAAAAGAGGCAUCAAAAGGCCAAGGCUACAAAGAUCCAGGCUUGGUGGCGUGGGCAGAUGGUGCAGAAGGGGCUUGGAAUUUUUGCUGAGCUUCAAAAACUGUUAAAGAAAGGAAAGAAAGAUAAGAAAGGAAAAGAAAAGGGGAAAGAAAAGCCUGGCAAAGGUGCAAAGGGCAAAAAGUAGUAAUUCCAUAUGAUUUUUACAUCAAACUGUUUAUAGCUCUUGCACAUUGGGAGGGCAGAUAUAGGGAGAGGCAAGAAAGUACGGGAUAGUCAAUACUAAAAUGUCCAGAAUACUGAACAUUAGAAUUAAAAAAAUAACAUAGGUGCUUUAUGGCCAGUUUUGUGCAUGUGUCAAAACGACUCCAGUUACAUGAGGUUAGAUGGUAAAAUAAUGUAUAUGAUUGCAAAGCACAAGGGUAAUUGAUUAACUGGAAGUGAAUUGUAUCUGUGGAGCUCUGUGCUGACUAAAAUCUUUAAAAUUCAUGUCUUCUGUAAUGAGAAUGGUCUUACAGUGGUUUAGUGUUUUCAUACCAUCCCUACUGGGUCAGGCCAAUGGUCCAUCUA